UGAAAUUGUAAAAAUGUCAAGAAAUCCAUUUAUUAAAACUAGUGAUAACUCUCAAGGAGCCUCUAGUAUGAUUGGCAAACAUCCAAAUCCAUUUGAUGCUUCUAAUAAACCCUCAAAUGACCAAAGACCAGCGUUUCCAGCUACAAGAACAUCAGACACAAAGCCAGCCAACCCUUUCACUGCAGGCAAGAAGAAUGGAUCUACUCCGAAGAAUCUAUUUGAAAACAAUCGCAAACAAGAGGAGAAUAAGACUGGAGAAGCAUCUAAGAAUCCUUUUGGUAUUAAUAAAGAUAAGAAAGAAGAAAAGAAAGAGACCAGUGCAUUAGAUAAAAAAGAAGAGAAUCAAGAAGAAACUAAGAAGGAAGCAAAAGAUAUAUUUGCCACAAAUAAGCAAAUUAAAAAUGCAAGUAACCCAUUUGGAAAUAAAGACGAUAAAAAGACAUCCACUAAUAUGUUUGCAAAGAAAGAUGAAAGUAGUAAAGAUAAAGAGAAAGAGAAUGCCAAAGACAAAGACAAACUCAAAACAGAUCCAAAAAUCGCCAGCAGUUCUUUGGGUGAGGCAUCGAAAUCAGAGAUCAAUAAUAAAACUAUUGACAAGAUAUCACAAGAGUGGAACACUCAACUUGAUUACAUGUCGGAAAAAUUCAAAACUUCAGCCGAUAAGCUUCGGGAGCAAGAGCUUGAAUUCUUCAGAGUUGCUGAAGUCAUUAAUCAGUUAGAACAAAAAUCAGAUGAAAUCCUAUCUCAAAGUGAAGAAAAAGAGAGGUCUAUUUAAAGAAAUUGAAAAUCGUCAGGCUGACCUGCUUCAAGAACUUCAAAAGUUUGACUCUAACCUAUCAGAGAACCUAUUUCCCUCAAAUACAGAUCCUUCAAAUCCUCGCCAAACUAUAUCUGAAAUUUUUAGUAAAACCAAUACUGAACUGAGUCAUCUGGAAUCUGCUCUUCAUGAUAUUCACUUGAUGAGCAAUAUAAACUCAACUCAUGGAAGCUCGAACAAGCCUUCUUUCCUAAACAGCAUCGAGAAUACUGUGACUCAGCAGUACUCUAUUUUAAGCUGGAUGGAAACUCUGUUAGAUGACCUUUCAGUCCAAGUUCAAGAAUUUGAAUAGGCAAUUU
This is a messenger RNA of Moneuplotes crassus, 1116 nucleotides long. The record is from the annotation of a GenBank genome assembly. NCBI's taxonomy places the organism in Eukaryota, Ciliophora, Spirotrichea, Euplotida, Euplotidae.